Messenger RNA from Radiomyces spectabilis, 954 nucleotides. RefSeq lists its product as uncharacterized. NCBI's taxonomy places the organism in Eukaryota, Fungi, Mucoromycota, Mucoromycetes, Mucorales, Radiomycetaceae. The transcript is spliced from 3 exons. The coding region runs from base 1 to 954 and encodes 317 amino acids. The record is from RefSeq and is a predicted model, not a curated record.
AUGACUUUUCCGGUUUAUUCGCGACCUUCUUCACUGCUGACCAAAGAACUUCCUCCCGCUCCACCUUACACAGACUCUCCGUCCGGAGGAUUGGGCGUCAGUGUUUCGGAAACCGGUCUCGACUAUCGUCCGAAUCGCGCUAUUCACGGAAACAGCGACGCCCACCACACAGUGGAACCGCCUUUAUCUCCUCUACUCAGUCCUUCGUCAUCACCCAUUACUUCGGCAUCGUCCAUUCGCAAAACACGUUCGUGUAUUACCGACUUAUCGUUAUCACUGUCCAAUCACUCCCGACGAUUUUAUGCGUCCAAUCUCGGUCGACCACCGGGACUGUGCAAUAGCCCGAGAAACAAUAAAACCAAUCGAUACUCCAUGCCCCAACCUCAGCCACAACAGACGGCCUCUACACCUACCCACCAGAAAACAGCCCCAAUGAAAGAACUGCAAAAGGCAUGUGUUAUGAUCACCGAUCUGAAAAAGGAAAAUUUUGAUCUGAAAUUGCAGUUGUAUCAUUUGGAGGGACUGGUGGAGGAAAAUCUCGACAAGUAUCAAUUGGAAGAAGAGAAUCGAAAAUUAUGGAAUGAAUUACGAGAACGGAACGAGCAAGUGGAAUCAUUGGAGUUGGCGCUGGCGUCUCUCCUGGCGAAAAAGGAAGAACAAAAGAGUGUAGGAACACAGACAAUCUGUGUUGAUGUGAGUCUGAAUUCUCCGCCCGUGUCGAUCAAAAGCUAUCAUACGGCGUUUCCCGUGUCUCCCGAAGCAUUUGGUCUGAGCCAACGUGGAGUUGUGGUGCAGCGAGGAGAAGCCGACAUGUCCAUAGAUCAUAUGGUGACUGCCUUUCAAAGCGUACGGAUCCAAUCACCUGCACCGGUUCCUCGAGAAGAGGAUCUGCAACAUCGUAAUCACGGACGAGUGCGUGGUUGGCUAAGCCAAAUUGAACAACCUCUGAUUUAA